Paramormyrops kingsleyae is the source of this 1575-nucleotide messenger RNA. NCBI's taxonomy places the organism in Eukaryota, Metazoa, Chordata, Actinopteri, Osteoglossiformes, Mormyridae. The record is from RefSeq and is a predicted model, not a curated record.
UCAGGUUCGCUGAUAUACAACCAGACUGAUGAUGCAGGAUGGUGUUUCACUGCUAUUUGCAGUCUCUCAUGCAUUGUGGUCAAACAGCCAAUGCCCUGCCAGACCACCAUACCUUCACCCACUUCUUCAUCUUCUACACUGAAUGCUGCUACUUCUGCAAUGACAACACAACAGCAAAGCACAGCCACACCAUCACCCACAUCCGGGCUUGACUGCAACAAUGUUCAGCCACCAAGAAAGGAUGGCGAGUCAUGGCAGGUGGAAAAUUGUACUACUGCCACAUGUCAAAACGGCAUUGUUUACACACGUUAUGACUGUCCAUACUGUAAUGGUUCUGAUGGCCAACUCAGAAAGCUUGGAGAGACUUGGCAGACCAACUGUGACCAAUGUGAAUGCGAUGCCAGCUCCGUGACCAUCCAAUGCCAGCCUUUCAAGUGUCCAACCCAAGCCAACCUCACCUGCAACCUGGAGGGCCAGGUGAUAGUGACUGAGACAUUGGACUGCUGCCAGAGGAACAGAUGUGAAUGUAACGUAUCCCUGUGUCCCAAGCCUCAGCCUUGUUCACCUGGCUACACCCUUGUAACAAAAACACCUGCUGGACCUUGCUGCCCAUCCUAUGAAUGUGAACCAAAACCUGUCUGUGUUUUCAAUAACACUGAGUUCAAGGUGGGAGAAACAAUGCCCAGUGAUGACUGUGAAGUGUGCAACUGCAGCACCAACAUCGAUCCGAUAACAAAGUUGCACCUCAACAUCUGUGUUCCAAUGACCUGUGAUACUAACUGCCAGCAGGGCUUUGAGUAUCAGACUGUUCAGGGACAGUGCUGUGGUAUCUGUGUACAAUCCACCUGCAUCGCAUCCCUGCCCGAUAAUACCACACAUCUUAUUGAGCCUGGGCAGAGCUGGUCACCCGCAAAUGAUAAAUGUGUGACGUACGAGUGUGAAAAGAUCGGAGACAAGCUGACCACUGUGAAAGUCAAAGCUGUGUGCCCAGAGUUCGAUCCUGGGAACUGCAUGCCUGGUACCGAGACAACUGAUGCGGAUGGCUGUUGCCAGACCUGUACCCCAAUUCAGAAUUGCAACUUAAUGAAGAACAGCAGCAUCCUGGUGCACAACACAUGUCAAUCCGCAGAUCCUGUAGAGCUGUCCUCAUGCACGGGAUAUUGCGGGACGUAUUCCCUGUACUCUGCUAACGCAAAUGACUUGGUCCACUCCUGCUCCUGCUGUCAGGAGACAUCUGUCAGCAAGAAGCAGGUACAGCUGGUCUGCCCAGAUGGAUCAACGAUGGACUACACAUACACCUACAUUGAGAGCUGUAGCUGCAGCCCUGUGAACUGUGCCACGACGGCUGCAGGAAAGUGAGAGGAAAUACUGCUUAUUUAAUCCCUUAAAAUGUCUCAGUCGUGAACAUUAGCUUUGUUUCUUUUUUUUAGCUGUCUUUGGCCAUGCUUCUUAAUAUUAAACAUUAUGUGUUUUAACUGUUAAAGGUAUAUUAACAAAAGUAAAAAUGCAGCCCCAAUAGCACUACUCCGCUUUCCUGUAUUUGCUUCUCAAUAAACUGUAGCUGUGCAAAUCCCA